GUUUUAUACCGUUUCUAUCGGUCACUGUUGUCCCCGAUUACUGGUGGCCACGACAACGACAUAGGGACAGACAAUCAGGCAAACCGGUAGUUAAUAAUAAUAAUAAUAAUAGGUAUUUCCUAAUUAAUACCUACAAUAUGAUCGCUGACGGCAUUACCCGACCAACCAAUGUUAGACGGGCUUACACUUUGAUGGAUGACCACGUGGACAGUAGUGAUGAUCAUAUUGAACACAUAGUUAACCAGUCGUUAACCAGAUUUGUUCGGGCAAUAACCCGAAUACCUGAACUAUCGGUACUGCCGGGUACGGCCUGUAUACUGAUGGUCGACCAACAAGACAAUCAGAUAUAUGCCGUAACCAACGAGCACGUGGUGGGCGAAGCUGUCCACUGCGACCUAUAUUUACCGUACUAUCUCAAUCAUAUAUCGUUAGCGCGUGCACGGGUUAUGUAUCGUGAACCGUGGCUCGAUCUGGCAUUGUUGACCUUUCCCCUGGUUAGCAUACCGAACCUACCGUCCAUUCAACAGUUUCCCGAAACUAUUGAUCACUUAGAUUUUGGCGAUCCGGUAGUUUCGUUGGGCGUACCGGCCCGUAAUCAAGUUGACGACCAAUACGUAUGGAAUAUCGGUUUGGUUACCUGUCCGGACUGCUCGGGCGACAACUAUCUGGUCGUAACGUUUCAAAAUAAUUUCGACAAUACCAGUCGACUGACUGUCCAAUAUAAUGCCCAAGUGGUGCCCGGUAUGUCUGGCGGUCCGACUGUCAGCCUAGACAACGGUGAUCUGCUGGCCGUACACAGUAUGGGCUAUCUAUGGUCGCGUGUGUUCAACGGUGUGUCCGGUUAUGAUUUAAACGAUUUUUUGGACAGAGCCUGGACUAACUCGGCACAGUUACGUGAUGACCGGCUCCGGGAUCAUCUGAUGAUGUUGACUCUCGAUCUACGACUGAUGACCAGCAAUGAUGGACAGACCUAUUAUAUUGAAUAUCGUAAAUGUUUGCCUACUAUAGCUACUGAACAACUCGAGUCUAACAUCGGUUACAUAAUGGAUAUCAAUGGACUGGCAAUUGAAUCGUUGGAUCAGUUUAUGUGGUAUCUGUACGAUCAGUUGAUGUCAGCUGAUAAUGAUAACAAUGAUAGUGGCGGUGAUGUUGUCUCAGAUAGUGGUGGUGUUGUUGUUGUUGAUGUAACUGUUGCCUACAAUUCCCAAUUAACUGAUAGACAUAUUAUACAAUUAAAUAUCAUUGACAAUGAUUUACAAAAUUUACUGAUUAGUCAAUUGUGA
Oppia nitens is the source of this 1283-nucleotide messenger RNA. RefSeq lists its product as uncharacterized. The record is from RefSeq and is a predicted model, not a curated record. Lineage: Eukaryota; Metazoa; Arthropoda; Arachnida; Sarcoptiformes; Oppiidae. The transcript is spliced from 3 exons. Bases 138 to 1283 code for a protein of 381 amino acids.